Molecule: messenger RNA, 1458 nt
Organism: Entrophospora sp. SA101
Lineage: Eukaryota; Fungi; Glomeromycota; Glomeromycetes; Entrophosporales; Entrophosporaceae
Source: the annotation of a GenBank genome assembly
AUGUUGUUUAAUCCUAUACUUGAACAAGUAGAAAGAAAUCAAUAUUUUGCCUCCAAUUUACUCUCGAGAUAUGGUACAGGAGAAAUUGGCAUUUUGUUACUUUCAGAAAUGGCUUUUACAGAUAUUUUUUGUUGCGAGGAUCAUAUAAGACCAUAUUUAGAAGAUGCAGAAACUGGCACCACAGUUCAAUGGGCAAGUUUCCAAGGAAAUCCAGAUAAAUAUUACAACAGUAUUUGUUUAGCUGAUCGAUUUGAUGAACUUAUUACAACAUAUCAAAUAACACAUUUAUAUGAGACUGAUGGGAAUUGGGCUGAGGAAGGCCCAGGAUUCAAAUCAAUACACAUACCUAUAUUAGGAAAGCUAUUAUUGAAGGUGGGCUUAGCAAUUUGCAUGGAUCUGAGCCCUUAUAGAUUCCUGGCUCCCUCGUCUGAAUUUGAAUUAGCUCAUCUUCAUCUACAAGAAAAAAAUAUUGGUGUUAAUGGUGAGGCUUUACAACAAAAUGAUGGUGCUAAUAAUACUAGAGAAUCUGAAAAUGAUAAAGUGUUGUUCGUCAUGUGUAAUUGUACUGGAACUGAAAAUGUAGCAUUAUCACCAAACACUUCAGUUGAAUUAUUAGGAUGGUUGGAACUUUCUUCACUUUUCCAGAGCACAAAAACCCAACAAAAGGAAAAAAUCAGACAAUUUAUGGCCUUUACAAGUGCAAGUGAAAAAGUUUCUCAAAAAAAAUUAAAAGAAUUCAAUUGGAAUGUCGAAGUAGCCGUAGACGAUUAUUUUAAUAAUCAACCUAGCACCACCUCUUGGAGAGGCUUAUCAACAUCUCAAAGUUCAAGUCCUGGAAUAGAUUUAAGAAAACUUGAAGAUGUAUUUAACAAGUACAUAGAUAGGGAAGAAGGCAAUGAUAGGGAUAGAAAAGGAGUAAUUUCAGUGGAUGGAGUAAUAAAAUAUUGUAAUGAUUUGGGAGUUGACCCUGAAGAUGUUGUUAUGUUGGUCAUGGCUUGGCAUCUUAAAGCAGAAAAAAUCGGUGAAUUUAAAUAUGAAGGAUUUAUUGAGGGUUGGUCAAAACUAAGAUGUGAUACACUUUUAAAGAUGCGAGCAGCCAUACCUAGUCUUAGACAAACCCUGAAUGAUGAUAGUAAAUUUAAAGAAAUUUAUCAAUUUACUUUUAAAUUUGGAUUAGGAGAAAAUCAAAAAUCUUUGAGCCUUGAUGUAGCAACUGAAUUCUGGAAAUUAUUAUUGAGAGAUCAUUGGCCACUUCUUGAUAUCUGGAUAGAAUUUGUCAAGGAAAAACAUGGUAAAGCAAUAUCAAAAGACACUUGGAAUUUGCUGCUGGAAUUUGUCAGACAAAUCAAUGAGGAUUUAAAUAAUUAUGAUACAGAGGGAGCUUGGCCAGUUCUCAUUGAUGAGUUUGUAGAAUAUGCCAGAGAGAAAUUGAAGAUAUCAGCUCCUCCAGUUCUUUAA